Molecule: messenger RNA, 1904 nt
Organism: Laetiporus sulphureus 93-53
Lineage: Eukaryota; Fungi; Basidiomycota; Agaricomycetes; Polyporales; Laetiporaceae
Product: hexose transporter
Exons: 11
Coding region: 29-1636 (535 amino acids)
Biological process (GO): transmembrane transport; carbohydrate transport
Cellular component (GO): membrane
Molecular function (GO): carbohydrate:proton symporter activity
Source: RefSeq, a predicted model, not a curated record
UAAGUCGCACUCUGUUACUGCAGACAACAUGGCGGGUGGUGCUAUAGCUACGACGCGUGGAAAUGGCAACUUUGAGCAUCUACUGGACCCAAACAGGAAGUGGUACAACAACCGGCGCCUCAUAUUUCUCCACCUAUGGAUACUGCUCUUCCUUAUCACGUCCUCCACGAACGGAUUUGACAACAGUUUAAUGAACAGCUUUCAGUCGCUGAGCCAAUGGGAGGAUUAUUUUGGGACUCCGCAAGGCGGAAAGCUGGGUUUGCUCAACGCUAUCCAGAAUAUAGGUUCCUUGGCGGGCUAUCCGUUCGCUCCAUAUCUCUCAGAUGGCAUUGGACGUAGACCGACGAUUUGGUUUGGCGCGACGAUAAUGCUUGUCGGUGUCGCCGUGCAGUCGGCUUCCCAUAAUCUCGGGAUGUUCAUCGGAGCAAGGUUUUGCAUCGGAUUCGGCCUCACGUUUGCUGCAAAUUCUGCUCCUAUGCUCGUCACCGAAAUAUCCUACCCUACCUAUCGUGCGCCGCUCACAUCCCUGUACAACGCCUUAUGGUAUACCGGAAACAUCAUAGCUUCCUGGACCACGUUCGGCACUUCGAACAUCCAUAACACCUGGUCAUGGAGGAUACCGUCUCUAUUGCAGGGUCUGCCUUCGGCCUUUCAGUUCUGCCUUGUCUUGCUCGCCCCAGAGAGCCCCCGUUGGUUGAUCUCAAAGGGCAAGGAGCAGCAGGCACUGAAGACGCUCGCAUAUUACCACGCGGAUGGCAACGAACACGAUCCGCUCGUGCUGUACGAGUUCGAGGAGAUCAAGGCGGCCAUCUCUCUCGACAGGGAAACCUCCAAGAACGCAGGUUGGCUGUCGCUCUUCGCCACGCCCGGCAACCGCAAGCGACUGAUCAUCAUCAUCGCCAUCGCAUGGUUCUCGCAGUGGUCCGGCAACGGGCUCGUUUCAUUCUACCUGAACAAAGUCUUCGACACAAUCGGCAUCACUGACAGCACCAUCCAGCUGCUCAUCACGGGCAUCCUCGCCAUCUGGAAUCUAUUCUGGGCGGUGCUGGCUUCGCUGCUUGUGGAUCGUGCCGGCCGACGGACGCUGUUCCUGACAUCCGCCGGGGGCAUGGUCGUGUUCUUCUCGAUGCAGACGGUAUGCUCGGCACAGUUCGCGCUGCACGGGAACCCGGCGGCCGCGCAUGCGGUCAUCGCGUUCAUCUUCUUGUUCUAUGCGGCUUACGACCUGGCAUUUACGCCGCUGAUUGUGUCAUAUACGGUGGAGAUCCUGCCGUACUCCUUGCGCGCGAAGGGCUUCAACGUCUUUAACUUUGUCAUCUCGCUUGCACUAAUCUUCAACCAGUACGUGAACCCUAUCGCUCUCGACAAGCUCGCCUGGAAGUACUACAUCGUGUAUUGCUGCUGGCUCGCGUUCGAAUUCGUCUUCCUGUACUUCAUGAUCGUGGAAACCAAGGGCCUCACGCUCGAGGAGACCGCGGCGCUAUUCGACGGCGAGGAUAUCAGCCAGCGCGUGCUGGAGGAGGUGGCACCGCGUACAAAUGAAGUUCGCCUCGACGAUCGCGACGUCGACUCAACUCUCAAGCGCUCCGACGGCGCCUCCGCAGACCAGGAGCACUCCGCAGAUGAGAAGGCCUAAGUGUCUCUGCAUUACCGCCUGGUUAAUCGGCUUGUAUUAUAACGUACGUUUUGGUUUGUGUGCUUGACUCUGUGCUGGCGAUGGGACUAUUUGCUAUAUUCGCAUGUUUACGCCUGGGAUAGGAUAGGAUAGGGUCGGAUUGGGUCGUUGCUUACUAUACAUACCGCUGCAUGCUAUACCGGUAGAGUAGAUCUGAUAAUGUGAUGCACGUGCUUGUCAACCGUUGCCUCAUGCGCAUCAACAGGGCUUCAUGUACAGGUCUGCGGCA